AAAUGGGCACUAACGCCGGGUCAAGGACUAAACGAGCGCCGAUGCAUCAGUCGGGAUGUUCUCGGCCUGUACGGCUGCAUCGUAACGUACGCCGUCUACACAUGCACCUCGACUGAUACAGACCCGCUCCGACAUGACAUGGUGAUGCAAGCCCUGGCACGAUGCUGCGCUGAGCACCAUAUGCUUGCAGCUGCCAUCGUCGACUUCGAGAUGGAGGCACCACAGUUCGCCAAUCCACAGCGGAUGGAUCUGAAGGACCACGUACGUAUGCUACAAUCUACUGAAAGCCGAGAUCACGGAGGGGAUGAUUUCUGUGGCUUUCUUGAAGCAAUCCACAACGACUCGCUUUACGAAAACGGUGUUGUUCGUCAACCGUGGCGUCUCUACAUCCAACCUUUUAGCACGGUGUCUCCGAGCUCCGUUAAGCGUUUUGGCGUGGCUUUCGCUUGCUCGCAUGCCCUCGCGGAUGGCGCGUCGGCGAUCAUGUUCCACACAAGCUUCCUCAAGGCGCUUCGCCAUACUGGUGACCAGGGACUCGAUGCAAAGCCUCUUUGGGACCCUAUCCCCGCCCUGAACGUUCCGCCGCCACUCGAACGUGCAGCCUCUCUGAGCAUUUCGUGGUUGUUCUUCUUGAAAGCGGUCAGUAGCAGCAUCUUGCCGCGGACUGUAGCACAGGCGCUCGGCGCCUCUUCUGCAGGGACCGGCAAUAUAUGGACGGGCUCUCCGCAAAGACCUGGACGGCCGAGCCUGCCACAACUGUUACGUACUACUCUAUGUGUGCGACAGAUCUGUGGGGUCGUGGUCGGCGAAGCUCUUGCAGCCUGCCGCAAGCGCAAGGUCCGGCUCACGGGCCUCCUCACCGUGCUGACAUGUCGUGCACUUUGCGCAGCACUGCGCUUACGAGGGCAACAAUACUCACGGUUCGCAGUUGAGACCGCACUCGAUCUUCGAAGGUGUGUGCCUCAAGCUCAGAAUCGCAUGGGCAACAUCGUCUCAGCAGUCAACGAUACCAUUGCCGUCUCUUCUUCCCGUACUAUAACUCAGGAGGAGUGGACACAAGCGCAGCACCUCACCGCACGCCUGAGCGAGGCUUCGAGCACGCUUGCUGACCAGCCUGUGGCGCUGUUGAAGUACUUGAGCAACAUCCGAGACUGGGUCGUCGAACGCGCCUCCAAGCCUUCCGACCUCUCCUUUGGGAUUAGCAAUGUCGGCGCUUUCGACGGCGGUAAUGAUGGUUCAAGUGCAGAUAUGCCGUCGUGGACAGUAGAUGACAUGGUAUUCUCGCAAUCUGCUGACGGCACGGGCCCACCUUUCAAUCUCAAUGUUGCCAGCACUAAAGGCGGGUCAUUGAACCUUGUAGCAACGUGGUGGCCUGGCAUGCUCGGAGUGAAGGGCGAAAGCGAAUUCAUGGAUGCCGUACUUGACAGCCUCGAAGUGCAAAUGCGAGAGCUCUCUUAA
Molecule: messenger RNA, 1458 nt
Organism: Baudoinia panamericana UAMH 10762
Lineage: Eukaryota; Fungi; Ascomycota; Dothideomycetes; Mycosphaerellales; Teratosphaeriaceae
Exons: 2
Molecular function (GO): N-acetyltransferase activity
Source: RefSeq, a predicted model, not a curated record